CACGAGAACACACCGACUGAAGUUGAAGUAGCUCCCGUUUCUCCACGAUUUCAAUUUGGACAAUCGCUACGGAUUUCAGGGUUCACAUUGGCUAAGGAAUUUAGGCACCAAAAGGAAGAGCGCAACAACGCACGGUUUACAGAAAUUCAGCUUUGCAUUUGACCGUGCGUAGUUCCACAGCAUCGAGAUUAUUGGUAACCAUCUUAAACUUUUCUUUGAUUAUUUAUACGAAGUUUCUAGUACUACUUCAAAACGAGGACGUGGAUAUUUUUGUCAAACUUUUUUGCCAUUGCGCUGAUAGUCUAACUAAUGACGGCAGAGGUCCAGCAGCCCCCAGCGCAGACUCCUGCCCAGAGCAGCCCGAUGUCUGCCCCAGAGAAGCCCCACGGACAGACCACUGUGAUGGAGACCGCCUCCUCCACCACCAAAACCAAAAAGACCAACGCGGGGAUCCGCCGCCCAGAGAAYCCCCCCUACUCUUACAUUGCGCUGAUAGUCAUGGCUAUCCAGAGCUCUCCCACCAAACGCCUGACGCUCAGUGAAAUUUACCAGUUCCUACAGAGCCGCUUCCCGUUUUUCAGAGGCUCUUACCAAGGAUGGAAGAAUUCCGUGCGUCACAACUUGUCCCUGAAUGAGUGCUUCAUAAAGCUGCCCAAGGGGCUCGGYCGGCCCGGGAAGGGCCACUACUGGACUAUCGACCCAGCCAGUGAGUUCAUGUUCGAGGAGGGAUCCUUCCGCAGGAGGCCGCGGGGCUUCAGGCGUAAAUGCCAGGCGRUGAAGCCCAUGUACAGCAUGAUGAACGGCCUGGGAUUCAACCACCUCCCCGAGUCCUAUAACUUCCAGGGGAGCGGCGGGGGCCUGUCCUGUCCGCCCAACGGCUUGUCUCUGGACAGCGGGAUUGGMAUGAUGAAUGGACACUUGGCAGGCAACAUGGAGGGGAUGGGUCUGGCCGGGCACUCCAUGUCCCACUUGUCYGCCAACAGRGGACAUUCCUACAUGGGYAGCUGCACAGGAUCCACGGGGGGCGAGUACCCCCACCACGACAAUUCAGGCUCGCCCCUCCUCACCAGCGGGGGAGUGAUGGAGCCGCAUCCCGUCUACUCAAGCUCGGCCUGGGCUCAAGCGCCUUCAUCCUCUCUGAAUAACGGAGGUUCUUACAUCAAGCAGCAGCCACUGUCUCCCUGCAACCCCGGGGCGAACCCGCUGCAGCCCAGUUUACCCACGCACUCUCUAGACCAGUAUAAUCUUCAUCAGAACGGACACAGUAACACGGAUUUGCAAGGUAUUCCACGGUACCAUUCUCAGUCUCCCAGUAUGUGUGACCGGAAGGAGUUCGUCUUCUCCUUCAACGCGAUGACGUCUUCAACGAUGCAUUCGCCCAGCAGCAGUUCCUACUAUCACCACCAACAGGUCGCCUACCAGGACAUCAAGCCCUGCGUCAUGUGACAGCCCUUACAGUGAAUAACGGACAUCACUGACUUGAGCCACUAAAGCCAAAGCGGCUGCAGGGCUGAGACGAGGAAGCAACCCAACCCUUGGAGGCAGGAGAGAAGGCAGGCCCUGGAGCGCGCUGUAAGAGAAGCAACAGUCACGCCAGAGAACCCAUAAACUAAACAACUUUUCACACAAAAAAGGAUUUGGUACAGAAAAAUAAAUACGUGCAAAUGCAGAUUUAGUUCAACUUCAAUGUUUAUCUCUCUCAGAAACCAAAAAGGGUGUGGGAAUAUCACAGAACAACCUUGUGGUGUAGAGGCCUAAGCUGUAGGCUAUUUUCAAGAAAUGUCUGUGUGCCACACAAGAGGUAAAGCAGAGACCGGUUGACACUCACCUCAUGCAUCUCAACCCCAGCUGCCGCUUGGUACUAUAACUCUGCGGGCGGAUGACUACCACUUGAGAAUAUUUUACAAUG
This is a messenger RNA of Salvelinus sp. IW2-2015, 1909 nucleotides long. It is a transcript of the gene foxf1, whose product is annotated as forkhead box F1. Gene Ontology annotation, cellular component: nucleus. Lineage: Eukaryota; Metazoa; Chordata; Actinopteri; Salmoniformes; Salmonidae. Gene Ontology annotation, molecular function: RNA polymerase II cis-regulatory region sequence-specific DNA binding; DNA-binding transcription factor activity, RNA polymerase II-specific. Gene Ontology annotation, biological process: animal organ morphogenesis; regulation of transcription by RNA polymerase II. The record is from RefSeq and is a predicted model, not a curated record.